ACUUCAAUCCUUCAAUGGACUAUGGUCGGUAGAAUUCCAGCAUUUUUCUUUUCACAGAUGGAUGAACUUCACCAGUAAGUUCUAUCUGUCUUACAAGUAAAACCAAAAAUUUUGAUCUCUCAAUACAUAUCAUCUAUAUACACACACACAUAUAUAAGCAGGUUUGUGUGCCUCCAUAACCAAAGUUUCAAGGUUUGUUCAUUCAAGUGUUUGAUAUAUUUCUUCUGAUGCUUCAAUAAUGAGCUACAUAAGAUGAUUUCAAGUUCAAAAAACACCGAUUUUCCGACAAGACAAGACGAAGACGACGACAAAAGAAACGAAACCAACAAAGGUCCAUCGAGUUCUUCUUCUUCUUCGCAAUGGUUAAGGUUAAAAGAUCCAAGAAUCGUACGUGUUUCAAGGGCCUUCGGGGGCAAAGACAGGCACAGCAAAGUUUACACGAUACGAGGAUUAAGAGACCGAAGGGUAAGGCUGUCGGUUCCUACUGCCAUUCAAUUGUAUGAUCUUCAAGACAGGCUUGGUCUUAAUCAACCUAGCAAAGUCGUUGACUGGUUGCUUAAUGCUGCUAAACAUGAAAUCGAUGAACUCCCACCUCUGCCGAUGCCCCCACCGCCGGCGAACUUUCCGAUUUCCGAUGCAUUUUGGAGGACUAAAUCGAAAGAAGUUACGAGGGAUGUAAUCGAUGAUAAAGAUGAUAAACAUAGAAGAAAUGAAGGUGAUGAUGAUGAUGAUCAUGGGACACAACAUGUAUCAUCUGGUUCAUAUUAUCAUUUCGAGCCUUCUAAUUUUCCUUUAUCAUCACAUUUAGUAAGCCAUGGAUUUGCAGUGCAUGCGCCCCAGGUUGAUAAUUUCAACGUUGUGGCAGCACCAUUGCCAUCAGCAUUAUCACUAUGUCCAUUACCACCGCCGCAGCCAGGAGGCGGAGCACCACCAUUGUUUCCGCCUCAUGUGGUGGAUCCUAGACAACAAGUUAACCAUUUUCAGAUGCUGAGUUCAGGUGCACAACAGAACCUCUUGCUUAAUUCUCUCAACUUUCCACCGAUAACCCAAUCUUUUAGACCCUUCCAAUUGAUGCCUCCUAGGUUUCCCCAUAAUCAACCAGAUAAAUGACCAAAAAGAAAAUCAAAUAUCAUAUGGGGAAAAAUAUAGUGUUAAUUUGAAUCUAUUUACAUAAUUGCAAGGCAUUAUGGGGGAGAUGAUGAAAUUCAAGUGUGUUUUAGAUUAUCAUGAUGGGCUUAAUAAUAUUACCAAAAUUCCCUAGUAUAGGAUAUAAUUUCAAUACACAUUCAGCCAGAAAUGUAAGUUUUGUACCACUUUUCUUAGGGCUUUGUGUUUGGUUUUUGCUUCAUUUUGGGUGGUUUGGAAAAAUAAGAACUUUCAUACAUUUCAAUGGGAUGCUGCUCAAAUAAUUGAAAUACAUAUUUGAUGUUGUA
Molecule: messenger RNA, 1433 nt
Organism: Gossypium raimondii (Peruvian cotton)
Lineage: Eukaryota; Viridiplantae; Streptophyta; Magnoliopsida; Malvales; Malvaceae
Product: transcription factor TCP13
Exons: 2
Coding region: 253-1110 (285 amino acids)
Cellular component (GO): nucleus
Molecular function (GO): DNA-binding transcription factor activity; sequence-specific DNA binding
Source: RefSeq, a predicted model, not a curated record